Messenger RNA from Mycena citricolor, 636 nucleotides. NCBI's taxonomy places the organism in Eukaryota, Fungi, Basidiomycota, Agaricomycetes, Agaricales, Mycenaceae. The record is from the annotation of a GenBank genome assembly.
AUGUCUCUCUCAGUGCUCAAAACCACCUUUGAGGAGCUCCAGCGUAGCUCAGCACUCAAAAGAAAGAAUCUCAUAGCUCGUUUGGCCAAAAACAAGGAGAUCUCCUCUGAAGAAAAAGCUUGGCUUGAUGGAGACGGGAAUCUGGUGGAAGAACAGGUUGUACUCAACAAGCUGGAGGCAGCCUCUGAUUACAAGCGUGGACUGUCUUGCUUGGACUCCACUGCACAGGCUGUCGUUGCUAGGAUCCUUGCUGUGAUUGAUGUGAAGAAAAAGCCCAAUCAAGAGAACCCCUCCUCGAGUGCUUGCGCAGCACACAAAUCCACCAUUUUGUUCCGAUUCCCAUCCUUGUCUGGGAGCCUGUCCCCUCCUCCCAUCCUACCAUUGUCGCCCAAUCUGGCGCAUCAAAACCAACCCAGACCCUCCAAUCCCUACCUUGCCCUCCCACCGCCUGAAGACGAGAUCCCCAACCUUGACGAGUUGCCCUCCAAACAGCCACCCCCAUCCACCACACCUGCUCCUACCAUGUCAGGUCACCAUCGCAUCACCCUCGCCGCCAACCCCCCCUACUUCAAUGGGGACAAGUCCAAAUAUCUGGGCUUUGUGGACGCGUGUACCACUUACAUUGGUGCCUACUGA